Molecule: messenger RNA, 399 nt
Organism: Dibothriocephalus latus
Lineage: Eukaryota; Metazoa; Platyhelminthes; Cestoda; Diphyllobothriidea; Diphyllobothriidae
Source: the annotation of a GenBank genome assembly
AUGUCCGUAAACGACUAUACUGCCCUUGCAGCUCGCAGGGCAGCCCAAGUUGCCAGCGGAGCAAGGUUCAUCGCCACAAUAAGUCUACCCGGCACUCUUCCGGGCCCCGACGCUCGAUUCAGCCAUGUCCAUCUUGAUGUCGUAGGCCCGUCGCCUCUAUCCAAUGGUUUUAACUAUCUUUUUACUGGCGUCAACCGUUACACCCACUGGGCUGAGGCCAUCCCUUUGCCGAACGUGCAGGCAGAAACCAUCGUCAAGGCCUUUGUCAAUCGUUGGGUCGCCACUUUUGGUGCGCCAUCUACCGUUACCAUUGAUCGCGCCGCCCAGUUCGAGUCUGAGCUUUUCAACACACUCCUCGAGUCUCUUGGUUACACUCGCAGCCUACCACACCGCUGCUAA